Aspergillus fumigatus Af293 is the source of this 621-nucleotide messenger RNA. RefSeq lists its product as uncharacterized. The transcript is spliced from 2 exons. NCBI's taxonomy places the organism in Eukaryota, Fungi, Ascomycota, Eurotiomycetes, Eurotiales, Aspergillaceae. The record is from RefSeq and is a predicted model, not a curated record. The coding region runs from base 1 to 621 and encodes 206 amino acids.
AUGCUCAAAUGUAUUCCUGGUCUGGCCGAGUUCCCCAACAUCCAGGACCCGACACACCAAGAGAACAUCAUGGCUGCCGCCGUCAUUCUCCGUCAGUACGAGGAGAUGGAAGAAGAGACCGGCGAAGGCAGAGGCAGAAUGGAAGCUGAGUAUGACGACGACGAACGCGUCAACUUUCUGGCUGUCACUCAGAGAAUCAUUGACUCUGUGAUCGCCUCUCCGCUGGAUCAUUCGCUGGCUACGGCCGCAUAUUGGAUUGUCAUUCGGCAAGAGAUCUAUUAUGCCUUGACAAGGGAGACGGUCCCGCAUUUACGGUUUGAUUCUGACCGUUGGCCCAAUGCUUCCAUCGCCAACAAUAUGAUCAUGUUCGUCGGUAAAGUCGCUCAGUGGCGCUGGGGGCAAAAGAGCCUUGAUGAGUGGACACGACUCAAGCUGGAUGAGCAGAAACUGAUUCGUGAAUCGCUUGGUAAAAUGGAACCGAUUCUGGAACUCAAGGCAGAUCGAGCGAAAGGCCAAAUAUUCCCGACGGUCUGGUACAGCUUCGAUGUCCACGCGACGGCAGCACAGCAUUUCCAACUGGCCCAAAUGAUCUUGACUGCGGAGAAUCCGCAACUUGAGUAA